Molecule: messenger RNA, 1775 nt
Organism: Gymnodraco acuticeps
Lineage: Eukaryota; Metazoa; Chordata; Actinopteri; Perciformes; Bathydraconidae
Gene: cbx8b
Product: chromobox homolog 8b
Exons: 5
Coding region: 101-1210 (369 amino acids)
Source: RefSeq, a predicted model, not a curated record
UGGUCUGUCGGGAAUUCAGAGUGGCUGGGACUGGAAAAAAAUAUCUGCUCUGCUAACGAUAGCGUCCGCUGAGCUAACGGUAGGUAGCACUGGAGUAAACAUGGAGCUGUCUGCUGUCGGGGAGAGGGUGUUCGCUGCCGAGUCUAUCAUCAAACGGAGGAUAAGGAAGGGUCGGAUUGAAUACCUUGUGAAAUGGAAGGGUUGGUCUCCCAAAUACAGCACGUGGGAACCGGAGGAUAAUAUUCUGGACUCGCGCCUGUUUUUUGCUUUUGAAGAGAGGGAGCGUGAAAGAGAGCUCUACGGGCCCAAAAAGAGAGGACCAAAACCCAAGACGUUCCUGCUCAAGGCUCAGGCUAAAAUCAAGGCCAAGUCCUAUGAGUUCCGGGGAGACGCAGUCCGAGGAAUGCACAUCACCUACCCAACCCCAGAGCCGGUCGUCACUCCCAGGGCCAGAGAGGGCCUGAGAGCAGUUGUUCCCACCAUCUUCCCACCCAGCACGGUCAACCGGGGAGAAAGCAUGCGCAUCCAUCCACCAGAGCUGAGCACUCGCGAGUACCAGCAGCCCUCCCUUCAGAUAAGUGGUCCAGGCGAACUCAUCCACCUUCCCAAAAAAAGAGGCCCUAAGCCUAAACCCCGCUUCAAGGACGGUAGCUGCAGCCCUGCGAUCUUUGAACCCCACAAGAGGAGAGCUGAGGAGCAGGGUAGCCACGUCCCGCAUAAACUGACUAAACUCCAGGGGGGCCAAGAGAUGAGGCUGAUCAAAGUGGCCCACAGACAUCCAGAAAUACACAGCCAUAAACGCCACCAUCACCACCAUCAUCAUCAUCACCACUCUAACAACCGGGGGCUUUCCGGGGGAAGCUCCUUCAACCAGCUCUACUCAGAGCGCAGCCUGCACCCCCACAGAACAGACUCGCACAGGACUAAGGACAGCUCCAGCCACCUGGCUCCUGUAACCUUCAAGCACCAGUCCAGAAUGAGCCCGAGCCUGGGCCGCCCCGUGGAGCCUCCCCAGAUGGAGAAGCCUUACUUCAUGGACAGGCCGUCCCCAACCAGACUCGACUUGGACGUGGACUUGGAUGAAGUGACGUGGAGGCCCUCCGUUGGCAACGUGGAGAAGGUCAUGGUGACGGAUGUGACUACCAACUUCCUGACCGUCACCAUCAAGGAGAGCAGCACUACGAAAGGCUUCUUCAAAGACAAAAGAUGAUGGAUUUGUUCCACGCUUUGUUUAGCAUCAGAAUCCUCCUGAAGGUCCUAUGACAUAGUGUGAAUAUUAUGCAACGCCCUUUUUGUAUGUAUUGUAAAAAAGCUAAUUACUUAAUGUGCAUAUGUGUAUAUAUUACAAAUUUGAAGAUCUGUUUUUUGAAUUGACCAAAUCAAAUGAAGUCUAUUUCACAUCUUGCAUUGGUUAACAUGAAUGAGUUGAGUGUUGCCUUUGCAGCUGGCUACUUAUGUACAGAGCUUCUGAAUGUCACUAUUUUUAAUUGUUAGUAACUAGAAUGUAUUUGUUUGAUUCUCAAACGUUCAAGCAAAUAUGAUCAUUGAGCCAAGGCUUAGAUAAUAAAUUCAGUCUGUGGAUUGAAUAUUUCUCUGUAAUUUGAACCGAUUUGACUGAAAAAAACCCCCUAUUAAAUUCAAUGGGGUUCAUAUUUAAAAUGUACUCAAGCACUUUUAAUUCAAAAGUAUUUAGAUUUAUCCGUUUGUGUUGUAUUCAAAGACUACUGUCUCUAACAUUUCUAAUUGUAUGGUUAACAAAUAAAAGUGUUAAACAA